Molecule: messenger RNA, 792 nt
Organism: Linnemannia hyalina
Lineage: Eukaryota; Fungi; Mortierellomycota; Mortierellomycetes; Mortierellales; Mortierellaceae
Source: the annotation of a GenBank genome assembly
AUGUUCCGUUUGAGCUCUCGUCUGUCCAACAACACUGCCGCACAGGCCGUUCAGUCGGUUCGCGCGUUGUCGAACCAGACCGGAUUGACUGCCAUGGUCGGAUCGGCCAACAUGGCCCGUAUGCGCGGCAUGACUGGUGUUCUUGCCCAGUCUGCUUCAUAUUCCAGCGUGCCUCGCCAAAUGACCCAGCAAAUGACUCUCAAGGAGGUUGGCAUCAUGGACCCAUAUGUGAUCCCUGAGAAGGAGAACCGCCCUUCGCUGUUCAACGACUACAAGACCUGGAUCAAAUACGCCAAGCUCCGUAUGCGCAACACCGGCAUGACCGCGGCCAGCACGCUGGGAAUGUGCUGGAAGCUGAAGGAUUUUGGUAUCACAGGACGGUUUAUGAGCGAGUCAGAGGAGGCAUAUAUCGGGAUGAACGAGGCAUUUGCCAAGGGCGACCGCAAGUACCUGGAGGAGAUUUGCACGCCGUCGAUGUACGCUAAACUGAAGGGCCAGCUCAAGGACCGUGUCGGACGCUAUGAGUGGAAGUACCACGGACUUGUUGAGAAGCCCCAGAUUGUAUCUAUCCGACAGGGCCAGAUCGGAGGACACGUUCUCAUUCAAAUGAUCGUGCGCCUUCACUCCAACCAGAGCAUGGGAGUGUUUGACAAGAAGAACAAGUUGAUUGCAGGAGACUUGAAAAAGACGGUGCCAGUGUUGGAGUACCUUGUAUUCCAGAGAUACAUUACCGACCCAGAAGACAACUGGAGAAUCCUCGGAAAGACUGCUCCUUCCCCCGUCAGCUCAUAG